Messenger RNA from Prunus armeniaca (apricot), 366 nucleotides. The record is from the annotation of a GenBank genome assembly. Lineage: Eukaryota; Viridiplantae; Streptophyta; Magnoliopsida; Rosales; Rosaceae.
AUGCUUACCAUUGUUCUUGACGGCGUUUUCCAGCAGCUUGCGGAAUCAGAAGAAAAAGGGAACCACCUUGCGAUUUUGCUGUCAAAAUUGCUUCACACUUUGCAGGGCAACUUUGCCAAGCCUGGUUUUUGGUGGAUUGAAGAAGAAAUUGAAAGAAUUUUGAGGGAUUUUAAAGAGGAGCCGUGGCUUUUCCCAGACGUUGCGAGCGGUUUCUCUGAGCGUAACCAACCAGCAGUUAUGAAGAAGGCCUCACUGAGAUUUCUCGUUCUCCAAAGGUUCUCUAGACCCAGGUGUGAGAUGGAACCAGCAAAAAUAAAAAAGGGGCAACCAGUUUGGGGACUCGCGCACACAAAAGAAAUAAGUUAG